AUGAACUCGAAAACAUGUAUAAAUAUCCAGAGACACAUUGGCACCAGUCGCCCUUUGAAACUUGGUAUGAUACCAAUUGUUGUAGAACAAACAGGUAGAGGUGAGCGAGCCUACGAUAUAUAUUCUAGGCUUCUGCGUGAGAGGAUUAUUUGUCUUAUGGGCCCUAUUAACGAUGAAAUAAGUUCGCUUAUUGUUGCUCAAUUGUUGUUUUUGCAAUCGGAAUCUAGUAAAAAGCCUGUGCAUCUAUAUAUCAAUUCUCCUGGCGGUAAUGUAACGGCCGGAUUAGGAAUAUACGACACCAUGCAGUACAUCACUCCCCCGGUUGCUACUUGGUGUGUUGGACAAGCUUGCAGUAUGGCAUCACUACUUCUUGCAGCAGGGGCCCCUGGUAUGAGACAUGCACUUCCAAAUUCUCGUAUAAUGGUCCAUCAGCCAUCUGGGGGUGUCAGAGGCCAAGCGACUGAUAUUCAAAUUCAAGCAGAAGAGAUUUUAAAGCUGAAAUCGCAAAUUAAUGAUUUAUAUGUUAGACACACACAUUUACCUCUUGAAAGGGUGCAAAAUUCAAUGGAAAGAGAUUGUUUCAUGUCGCCUGUGGAAGCUAAAGCUUUUGGAUUGAUAGAUAAUGUUUUGGAACAUCCUCCAUCUCAUGCGAUGGAGAAACAAUGCGCAGCUGGAGGUGCAAGCACUCCGUCGAUCGCUCCAGCUCCAGCUCCAGCUCAGGCCUGA
Molecule: messenger RNA, 726 nt
Organism: Arctia plantaginis
Lineage: Eukaryota; Metazoa; Arthropoda; Insecta; Lepidoptera; Erebidae
Source: the annotation of a GenBank genome assembly